Messenger RNA from Cydia fagiglandana, 2846 nucleotides. RefSeq lists its product as uncharacterized. Gene Ontology annotation, molecular function: serine-type endopeptidase activity. Bases 112 to 1734 code for a protein of 540 amino acids. The transcript is spliced from 9 exons. NCBI's taxonomy places the organism in Eukaryota, Metazoa, Arthropoda, Insecta, Lepidoptera, Tortricidae. Gene Ontology annotation, biological process: proteolysis. The record is from RefSeq and is a predicted model, not a curated record.
UUGAAUAAUUAAAUUCAACGAAUAAAAUAUCAGAAUAAUUGCUUUUUGAUGUUUAAUUGAAAAAGUCAUUUCGGAAACUUUUCUGGCCAGUGUAAAACCAUACCGGUAACUAUGGCCAGAAUACUUCUUUUAAUUUCUUUGGCUCUUUUAAUAGGUAUAGCGCUUUCUGUGCCUUCGACUGAUGAAAAAACCUCAAGUAAAGAUAAAACAGACAAAGCCGCGAGCAAAGAAAAACAUAGCAAAGAUAAAAGCGGCGAGAAAAAUAGCAGUUCUGAAAGUCACGAAAAACAUGCAAGUCAUGAAAAGCACAAAAAACACAAGAAAGCCAAGAGCAAUGAAAAGGAUGAAAGUAAAACCAAAGAGGUGCAUGAUAGACAAGAAAACCACAAAAAGCACCAUGAAAAGCAAGAAAGCCAUGAAAAGCACGCGAGUCAUGAAAAGCACGAUAAACAUAAAAAACACGAUGAUAAACACAAGAAAGACAAACACUCAAAAUCCAGAAAGCACCAUAGAAAACAUAGCCGUAGACAGCAAAAAAAUGAUACUUCGAAUUUAAUAGUUGAUCACGAGGAUAUAGGCUGGGAAUAUGAAAAUCGUACUGCAGUGGAUACUAGAAGAAUUCUGUACAGCAAAAAUACUCCUAAAGGGAAGCGGCCGUACAUGGUAUACCUCCAACUUACGAAAGAAUCCGCGAAAGCCCACAAAUACCGCGGCUGGCUCUGCGGCGGCGUCAUCGUAGAACGAUACUACGUCCUCACCUCAGCAGCUUGCGUCGAGGAUGCGGAGCACUUUUACAUCGUCUCUGGCACCACCAAGUUUGUGGACAGCUUCGACUAUAAGAGCGACCAAUGUGUUUGCAAUAAUAGGAGGAAGGUCGUUUGGAAGUGUAUUCCUAAAAACUACAAGUUCGAUUUCCAAGACAGCAUCAAGUGGUCCUCAAACGACAUCGCCAUCGUGAAAGUGAACAAGCCCUUCAAGUUCGGAGUCGUCGAGAAGGGCUGCGACUUCGCCGCUGACAUGGUCUGCUACAACAAUAUCAGCCGCGAUCUUGAGAAGCCGGGAACUAAGGGCUGGAUUGCUGGCUGGGGCAGUGGCAGUAACUUUAGAGAGGGAGUUUACCGUCGUCAAAAAUCGGUGCACAUCCCAGAAAAUGCCAAGUGUCUCCAGGAAGCCAGGGUUUGCAUAAUGGAUAACGAGCAUUGCGCGAAGAAAUGGUCUCAACGGUUCAGGAGCAUCAUCGAACAAUACAUGAUUUGCACUAAGGACGUCAUGAAGAGACUUAGCGAAAUUUGUGACAAAAGGUACGCCAACUGCACAGAUGUGGAGGAAUCUAGAAGGACCGACAUAGAAGAGUCCAGAAGAGCCGAGGAAAUAGACUUAGGGCGGCACUUGCAGGACCCUGAUGACUAUACAGCGAGACGAUCGGCUAGUCAAGGAGGUUUUUGUGAGAACGAUCACGGCGGACCGUUGCUAGUCAAGUACCAGCAGAAAGAGCGAGUGAUCGGCGUUAUCUCGGCCUGCAAGAUCGACCCCAAGACCCACAGCUGUCACGGGCCCUUCCUGUACACGUCUGUGUUCAAGAACCGCCAGUUUAUCUCGUGCUCCAUCUACAAGGAUACCGAAGAGACCUGUAGACGGGUGUUCCGCACAGGCAUCACACAUGAAGAAUGGACAGUCGAUUGGGGUCGCGUUAAAGAAGACGACGAUGAUAGAAAGGACGAUGAUGACGAGUAAGUGAAAAAAACAUUUUUGAAACAAAUGAUUAUAAUCGCUGACUGUUUCUUGGUCUUGGUAAAACUACUUAUUAGCAGAAAAUACUAACAUAACCUUGUAAUUUAUUUCAGCAAUGAUAAUAGGGAUGACGAUGACAGGUAGAAGAAAUUAAUUCAAAUAACUUUUAAACUGAAAAUUAUUCAUGAUGCCUUUGAAAACUAAUUUCCUGUUUAUGUAUUUAUUUUUCAGUGACGACGAAUCAAGAGAGAGUUUAAGACAAUCGUGAGUACUUUAUAUUCUAACAGGUAUUCAAAAGAAAUAGAAAUCGGUAUCAUGAAUAAUAAAGAUACUUAAAGUAGGUACAUUAAUGACUGGCAUUUGGUUAUCUAAAUGCACUCAGGAUCGCAGAAUGAGAACAUAAUAAUAUAACGUCACUGUAUUAGCAAUGAGAUUGAAUGUAAUUAUUUAAUUUCUUAAAAAUGUGGCUUCAACUUAACCCUUUAUAAGGCAGAAGGGUGUUAGAAAUUAUGCAAAAUUUAACCACAUCACUUUGAAAUAAAGUUCAAAAUCAGGUGGGAAAUAUAUUCCCUCUGCCUUUUAACCUCUUGAGACUAAAUGUACAUAUUCGUGCAAUCUAAUUUGGACCUUCCAUGAACCAAGUAAAGUAGCAUUUCUUUUGUUUCACUGCUUUUAAAAACAAACAAAGAAUAAUGUUCAAAUAAAAAAAAAUUAAAACUUUAUAUGAUAGGUCUUACGAGAAAGGCUUUAUUUUUGAAAUUCUCAUUUGCAUUUCAGCAAAAACCCGUCCAAGCCAGCUGAAAAUAGCAGUGAGGAGACAAAAGAAUCCAAGCACAAUAAAAAGGACAAGUCAGCAGAGAAAUCCGCAAAUAAAACGGCCGAAAAGAAAGAUAGCUCCAGCUCGGAGGAAAAGAAAAGUAGAGAAACAAAAGAUAAAGAUGCAAAAGCAUUAAGAGAUAGAGAGUCUUCGGAUAGUUCAUCUAGUUCUGAAGAAAGGAAACUCAGGCGUUCCAACCAAGAUGUGUUCUAUGAGUCUAGCAGGGAUGAGAAUGUAAAUGAGCCACAUAGUGACGAGUAAUUAGAUAUUUUCUCGCAUUAAAAUUUGUAGCAAGCUA